Coturnix japonica (Japanese quail) is the source of this 5514-nucleotide messenger RNA. RefSeq names its product glycophorin C (Gerbich blood group) (gene GYPC). Lineage: Eukaryota; Metazoa; Chordata; Aves; Galliformes; Phasianidae. Gene Ontology annotation, cellular component: cortical cytoskeleton; membrane. The record is from RefSeq and is a predicted model, not a curated record.
UGAGCUACACAGGCAAAAGAGAAUGACACAUGUGCUGUUUCCUUUUCCAGUUGUAAAGGGGUCAGGAGCCAGGAAAGGAGAGCCUGAACAAGAGCUGCAUUUUCCUGGGCUCUUCCAGCUGUUCUGCUCAAUCCCGCCGUCGGUUCUGAGCAGGGAAGAGAGGCUGUCAACACAAAUAAGGCAUUUUUCAAAGGCGUAAAUUAUGAGUUACCAAAACAAUACGACAUCUCAACCACAUGGAGACGUUGAGAAUUCCUCAGCUGGAGCAGAUGUGGCUGUUAUUGGAGGUGUGAUCGCUGCCGUGGUAUUUGUCCUCAUUUGCCUGCUGGUUGUGAUGGUCCGGUACAUGUACAGGCAUAAGGGCACCUACCACACCAAUGAGGCCAAAGGAACUGAGUUUGCUGAAAGUGCUGAUGCUGCUUUGAAAAAUGACCCUGCUCUCCAAGAAGCUGUGGAUGAGAGUAAAAAGGAAUAUUUCAUCUGAGAGGCAAGAACGUCCAUGGAGACUUCCCCACGGGAAUCAAUCAGAAAUACUACAACAAAAGUGCCAAGAGAUGGAUAAUAUUAGGAUGCAGGCAAGCACCCUAAUUGAAAAGUAUCUCUCUAUUUUGUUGCUGGGUUGUUUCUUUUUCUCUACCCACGAAGAGCUAAAUGCCAGAUACUUGCCCGUUGAUUUUAUUAGCAACACAGCUGGUCACAGUUGAAAUCAAUAUCAGAUAAGAAGAAACAAAAUCUCAGUGUGAGUGAUACACCAAAACCAGACAAACGAUAGCAAAUGUCAAGUCUUGACAUUUGGUGAAAAUAGCAGAUGCCAAUGGAAAACAUCCUCUCAGAGUUAAUGAUGCCUUCUAUGCUGAUAUUAUACAGAACUACCUGAAAUUGAAUUUCAAAUGGUCACAGAACAAACAUUAAACUAGAUAAAGCUGAAGUAGCUGGAACAAAAAUAGCUUUGUAGCCCAGACAUCUCCCCCGACCCCUUAAAUGUGCAAUGUUAUUGCCACAGGGGAGUUUGCUUUCUUUGUUUGGGGAGUUUGAUUGAGACUUUUUUCUUUUUUUCUUUUUUCUUUUUUUUUAAUUUUUAGGAUUUUAUAAAUAUAAAAGUCCAAAACACUUUGAAGAAACAAAACUGUUGGAAAACAUGGAAAAUGAAAGAGUGAAGGAUUUGUUUCUAACUUGCUCUGCAUGGCAGCUUGAGAACUGCUAAAUGUCGGAAUUCACAGUGUAGAAUAUAAUAGUCAGUAAACUUACAGAUAUGAUUUCAAUUAGUCAGUAGGUUCCCUGCAUGCAUGCAUAAGUAGAUACGUAUUAAAAGGUAAAGUAUCUUGGUUUGAACAGGCCGUUUAAGACAACAGAGCUCAGCCAGAUUUCUUUUGAGUAAGAUAUUUUUGCCUGGGUAUUUAUUUAUUUAUUUUGCAUUGGAAUGUUUAUUGAAUGCUUGCCAGCAACAUCCUGCAUUUUUGCAGGAAGAGGAACUCGGUUCCGAUGCAGGAAGAGGAACUCGGUUCCGAUGCAUGUACUCGUAAGUCUUUUACAAAUGCAACCAAAAGACUGACAGUAGAAAGAAGCUCGUUCAGCUGCAUGCCAUUGGCUAGUACCGAUGCCUCCCUCUGCAUGGCCUCUGUACAUCCUUUGCAUUGUCCUUGAUAAGAGCAUUACGCUGACCAUCAAUGCUUUAAUAUAAAUAAAUAAAUAGAAUGGUUGUGGUGGAUCAUAUGAGAAGACCUUAUGCCUCACCUAAGAAUCAGUGACAAUGAGUUUCUUUAACUCAGUAAGCUGGCUUCCUAAUUAAAGCCCACAAUUAGCUCCGGAAAUUGAGUAAUUGUUCUCUGUACCUGCUCAUUCCCAGCUGCACUGGUGCCCUGAACUACUGAAAACAGAGAGGGAUAAAUAUGUGAUAACAGAUAAGACACUGAUGAACUCCCCUUAACUCAACAUUUUAAUCUCUCAUGUUUAUAUAUAUACACAUAUUUAGAGCAAUGUAUACAUAAAGGCACGUACAACUGUUUUCAAGACACUGUUCCUGAUCACUUCUGCUCACUUCUUGGCACCAAAGCAUGAAAUUCUCCAGGACUCCAUCAUAUACGUUACCAACAUCGACCACAAAAGCGUAAACAGAUCUGACAAGAAAAGACUGCGAGGACUCAAGUGGAGAACUGGGAUACUUUUGUCUUUUCAAUCACCAUCUCAUACUUUUCUCAGAAGCUGAAGGAGAUGGACUUUGAACUGCUCUUCAAAUCCUAAUACCUUAGAUCUCAAGUCCCUGCGUGUUUGCAUUUUAACCAAAGAACAUCAAAAUCCUGCCACAUUUACUAAACACAUAAGGUAUUUUUUCAUAACAUACUGCUGCAAAGCCAAAUUGUAUUCUGUGGCUAAAGUAUAUAAAUUGCAUGUAAUCCAGAACAAGCAAAUAUUUUGAUAUUAUGCACCUGCCUAUUUUUUUUUUUUCCCUAAGAUACUUCACUAUUUUCAUCUUUUCACUGCUUUUGAAAUAGGAGACAUUUAUUUUUUCCUGGGACAAGCAUUGUAUAAAUUAACUAAUCUUAGCUGUAAAACUGAGUUUGUAAAACUGAGGACCCUCCAGUUCCAUGUAAAUAUUGCCUCCAAGGGGAGGCUAAAUGGGAUGACUUGAGCUCUGCUGCAUUUAUCACACAAGGCAUGAAAACACCAAAAUCCUCUCAAGCAUUAGCAGGACCUAUAAAAGACUGCCAACCUUUCAUCACUUUCUGUCCUCUGUCAGCUACCAAGAACCACCUGAUGUAGGUUUGGCUGUUGAAGAAAAUUCACUAUCGAGCAAAGUACGGGGAUCAUAGGGAAUAAAUUCCUUCUUCCUUCCCCAGUCAUGAAAUUGUGCUUUUGCAACUCGGACCUGCUGAUUUUCGACAAUGGUGACAUACCUGAUAGAAGAUGGGGAAACAUGAAUUAGUGUCUCCUUUUGGGAGAAAUUAAGUUUUUAAAUUACAAAGUGGAUUAAGUCAGACUGAGCGUCCACAUUUGAACCACAGGGUCAGAUUCUCUGGUGACAUGAUGUGAAUUCAGUAGAUCUCAGCCAAUUCUUAUGAGUUCAGUCAACACCAGGCAUUUUGUCAUUUCAUCCCCUACUAAAUACAACUACUGGUCUUUGACUAUAUCCCUUUUUUGUAGCUUAAUUAAAUCUCUUUAUCCCAUUUUCUCUAUUCAUCUGGGCUAACAAACACUACAGCAACAGCUUCCCUAGCAGUAAUGAGCCACGUUGAAUGUUUGCAGAGCAGUGAAUUUGGCAAGAGCUACAGCUUCAGUUAGUUUAUUUUUUUUAAACAGUAUCCUUUUGGGCUCCAGGACUUUGUGUAUUUAGAAAUGACUCAAGCAUGCUGAACACAGAGAUGGUUUUUGGAAAUUUUCUGCUUAUUUCUUUUUUCAGGACAAAUUUUGCUUUGUAAUGAAGAAACCCAUGACUUCUGAAUGACUGGCACAACUCUAGUGGCCUCAUCCUGCUAUUUAUUUUUUCCUCUCAAACAAUAACUCUACUGUCUCGAGUCACUCAAUUUAGUUGUAAAAAGACAGCAUUACAAACUUCCUACUGCUUUAAGGACUAAUAAUUAGGAAAAAAAUCCUCCUGCAAGCAACAUGCUGUGCUAAAGCAAACACUAUGUGCAACAUUGAAAUGUCUUGGUUGACAGCCAUAGCUUUUCAUCAGCAAUGAUCAAUCAGUUUUAACAAUUUGCUUCCUGAACAGGAAAAAGAAGGAAACACUUCAUUUUCCCCUCAUGUGCUUUUAUCCCGUGCUUCUCUACUGCCGCAGGCCCCGCUGUCCUGUGACUCUCUGGCACUCCAUCUCACCAGCCAUGCCUGCCCUUCCCAUCUGCAAUCCCUCAGGCUCCCAGUCAGAUCUCCCUUGCCUUCCCCAUGGCACCUCUAUAGCAAAGGAUAGGCCAUUUACUCAUUUCAUUAUUUUUAUCUGUCCCUCUCUGCCAGCUAAGAACUAAUUUUCACUACUGCAGACUCGCUAGUUAGUUAAACAUAUUGCUGAUAAACAUCUGAUAUUCACUAAACAAGAAAUCUGGACGAGGAUUGCUCAAGCAGCCUGGUUUUGUCCUGAUGCCUUAAUUCCUCAUGAAAGGUUGGGGAAUACCACUGUGUAUUGGCCUCUGCCAUUCCAGGUUUUCCUGGAGGCCAAAGUGCCACUGCACAUUAAUGCAGUCCUGCAAGGGAUUUAAACUGACAGCAGUCACAGUAAUUGUAUAUAUUUCUUUCUUUUUAGAACAAAAGGACCAAAUCAUCUUGGGAGACUCUUAAUACCAUAGGAUCCCCCUAGUACUCUCAACGUGGAUUUUUCUUUUACAUCAAAUCUUGACAUCAUUGAGAGAAUGUCACAAAGGGAAUAUUAAAAGGACUGUUUCCUUUCAGUGGGGAAAGCAAACAAAAUGCUGUAACACUUAUAGGAGAAGGAUAUGUAGGAUAGCACUGUUAGCCAAAAACAUGUGAGGAUGUCUCACACAGAGUACAGAAAAAGCUGAUGCAACAUGUAAAUUAGUAAAAAAGAUACAGAGUGGGAAAAGGUAAUUAGAUGACAAUAGAGAUGGAGAGUACUUUUUCAUCAAGCAAAAUAGAUGGUGCCAUUUGGAGAAAUCAAAGUGUAUUUACAGAAGGCAACUGAUGACAAUCAAUUUCUUAGAAUUAUAUGAGGUGUUUGAAUUCUUUGCAUGUGCAAGUCCAAUCAAAAAAUGCUGGUAAAUACAAACCAAAAGAGCACCCUUACUAAGUCUAUUAAGAGCUGUUUAUUCCCUUUUCUAAAACCUUUCAGUAAUUCACCUAUGAAAGCUUUUGUGUUUGGAAAAAGUAAAAGCUUCACAGCAGCAGUUCAUAAAGGAGAGAACACUAAAGAAUCUCUGAACAAGCAAUGAAAACACAUCCAAGGUCUGAAAACACAACUAGCUGCAAAGGAAGCUAGUGAUAGCAAAGAAAAACAUACAUCCAACUGUAUAACAAAGGAAUGAAAUGUUUAUAGAAGUAGAGGUCUUUGCCUGGUUCAAGAUAGAGAAAUUAUCAGUGACUGAAAAUAAGGAAUCCUUAUUCUAUGUGACAGUUCUCUGUGUGACUGGGAUAAACUCCUCCAAAUGCAGUGGGACAAGAAUUUCACUCACUGUACCUAUUUUUUUCUUGCAAGAAAAUUGUCUUGCUACCCAUGUCAAGAAAGAAACACUCUAAAUUUCAGUAGAAAUCCAUAUAAGAAUAAAUCUUUCAGCAUAAUUUCAUUUCUUUUCCCCACAUCCUUUUUCUGUUAUUUUAAUCUGUAUGUAUGGUUGAAAGUGUCUGGUAUGUUAUAUUAAAGCAUCUGAAUUGCAGCAUUGCUAUGACAAGAGAGAACACAGCAUUCAAAACUCGCUGCUGAUUGUCUGUUAAAACUGACUAUAACGUUUGUAUUUUUCAAAGCUAUUAAUACAGUGCUGGUGUAAAUUACUUUGAAUUGGAAAAAAAGAAGCUAAAUACGAAGGAACAAAUAACUUUAUAAUUAAAGUUGUAAUUUUCAGCAUUUAA